Molecule: messenger RNA, 3506 nt
Organism: Seriola aureovittata
Lineage: Eukaryota; Metazoa; Chordata; Actinopteri; Carangiformes; Carangidae
Product: mucin-5AC-like
Exons: 10
Coding region: 438-2591 (717 amino acids)
Source: RefSeq, a predicted model, not a curated record
CUCCCAUUUCUGGUCAAUGGGCCUCUGUCCUAGUCCAUGGAGAGUGCUAAUGUGGUGCACAGAGCUCACUGACCUGUUGCUGCGCACCAAGUCUGCGUGAACAGCGCUGCUGACGACUGCUGGGAAUCAUUACCUCUUCACUUCUGGGGCAUCUUUAGACCCACCCAGCAACAAGAAGCCAUUAGUCUCCUCCUCUCACACUAGUAUAGCUGUGCAGGUGAGAGUUUCCACUUAUUACGUUACUACUGUCAGCAGGAAGUGAAGGGGGGAGGUGAGAGAGAGCCACAGAGAAAGGGAACACCACAGAAAGAGAGAGCUCAUUCACUUCAACCACAGCUGACAAAAAAAAACCCUGCAGAGUGCACCACAGGAUUUUGACAGACGUGAUUUAAUUACAGGCUGGACAAAGAGCUCACUCCCUUUCUGCCAAUGUGAUAAUGGCCUCCACCACUCUCACAAAAGACACAGGUAUCCUGCGCCUCAUUCUAUUUGGACUACUUCUGCUAGCAGUAUUAGUGUCAGGCCAAUCACAAGUCCCCAUUACUACCACCACAAACCAGUCCCCCACAACCACAACCGCUGCAACCACAGCAACCACUGCAACCACAGCAACCACUAACACCCAAUCCCCAACCACCACCACCACCUCUGGAAGCACAACAACCAACCAACCAUCAUCCUCUACCACCCCCACACCAACAACAAUCUCCACUACCAUCACUACCCAGCCCCCAACCGCCACCCAGUCCACUAUGAUGACCACCAGCAGCACAGCAACUACCACCCAGUCUACCGCCUCCACCACCAUCACUACCCAGCCCCCAACCGCCACCCAGUCCACCAUGAUGACCACCAGCAGCACAGCAACUACCACCCAGUCUACCACCUCCACCACCACUGGAGGUACAGGAAUUACCACAACCCAGUCAUCCUCCACUACCACCUCUGGAAGCUCACCAUCCAUUACCACCCAGCCCCCCACAAACACAUUCACCUCCGGAGGCACAACAAUCACCACCACCCAGCCAUCCUCCACUACCGCCUCUGGAAGCUCACCAUCCAUUACCACCCAGACCCCCACAAACACAUUCACCUUCGGAGGCACAACAAUCACCACCACCCAGUUAUCCUCCACUACUGCCUCUGGAGGCUCUACAUCCAUUACCACCCAGGCCCCCACAACCACUACUACCUCUGGAGACUCAGCAUCCACUACCACCCAGCCCCCCACAACUACAAUCACCUCCGGAGGCACACCAGUCUUCACUACCACCAAGUCAUCCUCCACUACCGCCUCUGGAGGCUCAGCAUCCACUACCACCCAGCCCCCCACAAACACAAUCACCUCCGGAGGCACAACACUCACCACCACCCAGUUAUCCUCCACUACCGCCUCUGGAGGCUCAGCAUCCACUACCACCCAGCCCCCCACAAACACAAUCACCUCCGGAGGCACAACAAUCACCACCACCCAGUUAUCCUCCACUACCGCCUCUGGAGGCUCACCAUCCACUACCAUCCAGCACCACACAACCACAAUCACCUCCGGAGGCAUGGCAAGCAUAACCACCCAGUCAUCCUCCACUACCACCUCUGGAGGCUCACCAUCCACUACCACCCAUCUCCCCACAACCACCAGCAAAACAACCACUGCAAAUUCUGCAUCUUCAACUUCUAUGAUGUCUUCUAAUUCAGCCAGUGCUACUAAUUCAGGAACCACCUCUGCCUCCUCUACAGCCAUGACCCAGUCCAGCACCUCAAUGACGGCCUCAGUUGGGACCAGUUCAUCCUCCUCCAUGACUCCAACCUCAAUGAUGUCCACCACCCAGCCAUCUAACUCCACUGGUGGCAAGCCUGUUAUGAAUGGAACCACAACAUCAAAUCCUGCCUCAGGGAGUAUGAUUUACUGCCCCUCAUUCGUCUGUAACUACUCAGACUGCUACACAAUGUACACCAAUCAGAGUGCCACCAAAUGUGCUGCUAGUGCCUACUGUCAGCUGAUAAGGCAGGUGGACAUGUCCUACAAUGCUAGCUGCAGCACCCCUUGUGCUGAUAAGUGCGUCAACAACACUCAGAUAGACUGCGCUGUGGCCUGCUGCAAUUCUACUGGCUGCCUCAAUGCCACUUUUGAAUCAAUGAUGAUGACAACCACAGUAAGUGCAACCACCUCAGCAAGAAUAACAACAACAGCAAUGACAACAACAACCACACCAGUCAGUACAACGACUGCCACCAGUCCAGCAAACAAUGAAAACAAAUGUCAUCAAGGUGUAUGUGUUGGCGCAACUUGCUACACAGCUUUUAAAGAUGCAGCGCUCCAAAUAUGCAAGUCCUCUGAGCAACACUGUCAGCUUAAAAAGGAGACCGAAGACUCCAAGUUGAAGUGGACAGCAGGUUGCAUCGGUAACUGUUCAGGCCAAACCUCAUGCGAGGCUGAUACAAAACCUCCAUGUUAUCUAGAGUGCUGCAACGCCACUGUGACGUCUUGCCUACAGUUGAAUGUCCCCUCUUUCGCCACAAGAGGUCCUUAUAUUCACACAGAAUUGGUUGCUUGCUUACUUUGCCUUCUUGCCAUCACUUUAAUGCUGUGAUUGGUUGAGUAUGAGCUCGCUCAGUGCUGUGUGGGUCAUUAGGUAACCAGAGCUUCGUGUAACUUCCACUCCCUCCGGAAAUAAAGCUUAGCUGUGCAGAGGUUAACACUACUUAAUUUACACUCAUUUAUCUCAGUGAUAUUCAUAUGUGGUGGUAAUGUAUAUAUGUAUGGAAUUAUGUAAAGCCUCAGCUACAAUGUUGAUAUUAUUUCUUGUUUAAUUAAAGCUUCCCAAUUACAUUUUAUCUCUGUUUCAAGACCAAUGAAAAGUGGCUUUAAACAGUAUUUCUAGAUUAAAAAAUACAUCAACUUCAGCAAUUCAGAAAAUGCAAGUUUCUUGUCUUCAUAAUUGACAAAAUAAACCAAACCAAACUUUAUUCUCAGUGAAGGUUUAAGAAAUGAUAUUGAAUUUGUUAAACACCUUGUAAUUUGUUUUAGCCAUGACCUUACCCAUAACACUGAAUGAAUUCAGCAGUCUUUGUUUGUGCCUUCCCACUUUGAACAGACUGUACACAAAUUUUAAUUCUGGUUGAGUGCGUGAGCCUCAACACAACAACAUCUGUUAAUGUGGAUAAAUGUUUUAUUACCAAAACCUCCCCCUAAAUUAUCAUCUCUUUAAACCAUUGUGAGAGUAACGCAGCUAUGACUCUGUAUGCACUUUAUGAAACACAAAUGUUUGCUGAAGCAUCUCUGUAGAUUUAAUCAUAUUAAAAUGUGUGAUUCUGUACUUUGUCUACUUUUUGUCUAAUAUUUUUGUGAAUUGUGAAUUAUAUAUCUUUGUGGUUUACAAAUUAUAUUUUUGGUAUAAGGUGUCAUGUACAUGUUAAAUGAAAUCAGAAUGGUGUCAGUUUAUUCUAGUUUUGUGUCCUGUAAAAUAUGAUGAUAGUGCCUAAAGAAAUAAAUCUAAUAAAAUAUG